Molecule: messenger RNA, 2058 nt
Organism: Gregarina niphandrodes
Lineage: Eukaryota; Apicomplexa; Conoidasida; Eugregarinorida; Gregarinidae
Exons: 1
Coding region: 1-2058 (685 amino acids)
Source: RefSeq, a predicted model, not a curated record
AUGCAGCAGCAGCAGCAGAGAGAGUCCGCAUCUGUCCAGAUGACCGAAGUCAACAGAGAAGAGGUGGUCAGACAGGUGGUUGGGGAAAUACCCGAGGGAGUUUCCAUGAUUUCUACUUCUGCGAUGAUUCCUACCUCGGCCACCGUUCACGUGGAAAUGGUGCCGACGACAGAUAUGACGCAGGCCUACCAAACUACUUCGGGCCUGACUGGUGGUUUCCAGCCUAGUUCUGUUGGCAGCCAGCAAAUUAGUCAACACGUUACGGGCCAGCAACUUGGCAGCCAACACGUUACGAGCCAGCACUUGGGCAGCCAGCAGCUGGGCAGCCAGCACAUGACUACGAGCCAGCUCAUGCCUACGGGCCAGCAGCUGGGCAGCCAGCACAUGUCUACGGGUAUGAGUACUCAGCCGCAAACUACUUCCUACUCGGCGAGGCAGUAUCCCGGUCAGCAGCAGCAGCAGCAGCAGCGGUCGGCUGCUGCAUACGAGGAGGGGAAGACGGAGAGUACUCGGAAGGUGUCUUCGGUGAUUGUGGAGUCCGUGGUGUUGGAGGAGGCGCCGAAGGACACUGAGCGGAUUGUGGAGGUGCCUACGUACGAGGAGCAGGUGACGUACGUGACGAAGAAGGAGACUCGCGAAGUGGAGCGGAUUGUUAAUGUGCCGGUGGUGGAGGUAGUGGAGCGUGUGCGUGAAGUGCCGAUGGCGCCUGUUAUACAGCGUGUUGAAGUGCCUGAGUAUUACGACGUGCCGUUUGAAGUGAAGGUGCCGGUUGUGCAGGAUCGGAUGGUGGAUAAUGUUAUUCAGAAGAAGGUGCAAAAAACGCGGCCAAUUUAUCAGGAGGUCGAGGUGGUCGAGCAUGUCACGAGAGAAGUGCCCGUUAUUGUAGAGAGGAAGGUUGAGGUGCCUGUGUACCAAGACGAAGAAGUGCCCGUCAUUAUUAACCAGACGGUACGACCCAUCAUCACAGAGUCCAACAAGCAACUCGAUGUAGCUGUUGUCGACUACGAACCUGAGGUCAUCCCCGUCGAUGUCCAUGUGGCGAAACCCGUCGCAUCAACACUUGAAGCAUCCGGCAUGGUCUCCAGCCGUCACAAACUGGUUAACAUCACUACGGCUCAGUACAACACCGUACUCCGCUCUCUUAACAAGCAUCUCGACGACCAGACCCGCUCUAACCUGCCGUUCGUGGCCGAAAACAACAAAGUCAACUUCAUGCCCGAGCACGAGUCCCAGUACAUACUUGCGCCCCAGGAUGUUACCAUCGAAGGCUACCGCACAUCCACAAUCAACAACCAGCCGGGUACCACUUCUCAGAACUACCAGACCACUUCUCAGAACUACCAGACCACUUCUCAGAACUACCAGACCACUUCUCAGAACUACCAGACCACUUCUCAGAACUACCAGACCACUUCUCAGAAUUAUCAACCCACUGCUUCUCAGAAUUAUCAACCCACUGCUUCUCAGAACUAUCAACCCGCUGCUUCUCAGAACUAUCAACCCGCUGCUUCUCAGCAGAACUAUCAACCCGCUUCUCAGAACUACAAGUCCUCUUCCCAGAAGUACCAACCUACUUCUCAGACCUACCAGACCACUUCUCAGAACUAUCAGAGCACUGCCUACCAGUCCCCAUCAAACGUUGUUUCCGGAAGCAGACCUCAUACCAUCAGCGGCGCCCAGUCCCAGACAGCGGGGCUGAACUCUCAGAACUACUUCGUGACUAACACGCGCGAAGUGACGCCCACUAACGACGCCGCAAAGAGGAACAUGGUCUGUUGCAAUAAGAGGCCGUCGGUGACCUCGCAGGGGGUGUCCCUCAACCGCGGAGCCGCAGAGAGCUACUCCUCCCACCAGGCGAUGGCCGUCAACGGCAACUACUCCGGCGCAUAUGUUGUUGGUGAAUCUCACCAACAAAUGCAGUCACACCACUCUCACCACCAAUCCCACCACCAAUCCCACAAGCCGAGAAGCUCUACUAGUUCUGCCACGUCUCACAGAAUUGGAACGGUUAACUCGUACAAGUCGGACGGCAAAACCAGAUCUAGAGUUUGCUGCUAA